Molecule: messenger RNA, 2032 nt
Organism: Anopheles stephensi (Asian malaria mosquito)
Lineage: Eukaryota; Metazoa; Arthropoda; Insecta; Diptera; Culicidae
Product: carbonic anhydrase 7-like
Exons: 2
Coding region: 238-1104 (288 amino acids)
Molecular function (GO): carbonate dehydratase activity; zinc ion binding
Source: RefSeq, a predicted model, not a curated record
CGCGCGCGCCUCCGGAAGAGCAGAUAAACCGAUUUUCCAUCAACCGAUGCGCUGGUAGCUCGGAAUAAAAAAAAAGUAAAAACCCACCAUCACAAAAUGGGCCGUCCGUUUUUGUGUACUUAAACUGUUUCAAUUUGCAUUGACUGAGCAUUGAGUGAGUGAGUGCAGCUUGGGUGAGCAAAGAAGCAAUUUUGUUCGCCAAAAGGAGCAAAAAACGUCACCAAAAGCGGUAUUACAAUGGGUGCGAGAUUCUGCUACUACGGACUGGGGGCACUUAUGGCCCUCUGUGGUGCCCUCGGCACUGUACACGGUGAUUUUUCCUACGAAGACCCGGACCGUUGGGCCGAUACCGACCCGGACUGUGCCGGUAUGCGGCAGAGCCCGAUCGACAUCGUGCGCUCGAUGGCGGUGCUGGCACCGCUCGAUCAUGCCGCACCGUUGCUGAUCGAAGGCUCAACCCGCAAGCCGGUUUCGAUCAAUGUUACCAACAACGGCCACACCGCCCAGUACACGUUCGCCUGGGCCAGCCCUAUCGAGCGACCGACGCUGGUCGGUGGACCGCUCCCGGUCGGCGCCCCGUACGUGUUGGAGCAGAUGCAUUUCCACUGGGGCGCUGAUAAUGGGCGCGGUUCCGAGCACACGUUCGAUGGGAAGUCGUACGCGGCCGAGGUGCAUUUCGUGUUCUUCAAGCUGGAGUACGGCACGUUCGAGCAGGCCGUUACCCAUCCGGACGGGUUGUCGGUGGUGGGCGUACUGUACGAGAUCGGGGGGGAUAAGGUGCGGCCCGGUGCGAAGUGGGCUAGACCGUUGCCGAAAAUUCGGACCGCCGGCACCACCGUCACGCUCGAAGGUGGUGAAGUGUUUAGUCUCAGUUCGGUGGUGAAUGCGGACUGGUUGCGGUACUACUCGUACCCGGGCAGCCUGACCACACCGCCCUGCUCGGAGAGUGUCAUCUGGAUCGUGCGCAACGCACCGUCACCGAUCGCGCAGAAGGAUCUGGACGAGCUGAGGAAUUUGCGCGUCUCGUACGAUCAACCGCUGGUGGAUAACUUCCGUCCGGUGCAGCCGCUGAACGGGCGUACGGUGGCGCGCUACGGGUUCUAGGAUGACUUCCACCCAAACCCCCCCCCCCCCCCCACCCCUUCCCGCCAAGCGAAUCGAGUCCAAACCAAACAUCAGUAUUAGCAUUCCACCAGUCCAAAGGCGGCACGUUUUGCGGAUAUUCAAAGUCCUCGAUAUUGACCACCGGGCUCGGAGAUACGGCGUAAGUGAGUGAGCGCUCGCGUGUGUUUGUCAAAGGGCGAGCAAAACAGGGACAGGGAGACAGUGCCAGUAAAAGCGACACAAGAACAUAAAGCACACCACCACCUCGUGGCCAAAGAGUUCGUGGUCUUUGGCAGGCGCUAAACUGGUUCUGCUCGGUUCACGGCGUCACGCCGUUCCGGGAGUAAACGGCAAGCCAGCGUGUGGACUUAGAAGGGAGGCUUUCAUUUCACGGUCAACCCAUUAAUCAACGGCGGCGGUUUUCGGACACUGAUGUAGGCGCGGGCGUGCGCGAGAGCAAGGCGUGGCAUGGGCGAUGGCUUGGGGCGAGCUGGGAAACAUGUGAGACCCGCCCUCACCCCCCUCUACCGAAAGGAUCCUUCUAGCUAGGAAACAGAAGUAACGUUUAAGUGCGGCACACAUUUCUCCUAUUAUCAUUCAUUCACUGUCUGAAGCCAAAAAAAUACAUUUAAUGCAUGCUACAAGAGUGGCGUUUUGUUUCGAACAUUGAUCGAGGAUCGCGCAGAUCGUCCACUUUGGUUUUGUUGGUUUUUGGACAGGAAGUCGCUUAAGAAAUCACACUGACAGCUAGGCCACCGAAACAAAAAAAUCAUGCACCGCAUUCAAGGUCCAAACGCAUUCUCACAACAUCCUGCCUGCAGAUUGUGCCAAAAUAACAAAAAUAUGCGCUUCACCCAAGGUUAGUGCUUAUCCCUGGUCAGCAACUCUUUUGGCAAACGCGCCCGAAUUCUGCAAGCCAUCCGAAACA